Molecule: messenger RNA, 2976 nt
Organism: Vitis riparia (riverbank grape)
Lineage: Eukaryota; Viridiplantae; Streptophyta; Magnoliopsida; Vitales; Vitaceae
Product: inactive glucose-1-phosphate adenylyltransferase small subunit 2, chloroplastic
Exons: 9
Coding region: 1354-2790 (478 amino acids)
Biological process (GO): glycogen biosynthetic process
Molecular function (GO): glucose-1-phosphate adenylyltransferase activity
Source: RefSeq, a predicted model, not a curated record
CUUUGCCUUUUUUUUUUUUCAUUAACAUUGGCUGAAUCCUAAAAGUUAGAUCUUCAAGGGACAAGGUAGCAUGGCCAUUUGUACUCUCCUAUUUUAAAAUUGCCCCCCAAAAAGUGGAUGAUCUGGGUUACACUUGUUUAUAUGUUUGUCCACGUGGUGAAAUGCUUUCUUAGGUGUUCCAUAUAUUUUAGAAAAUGCAGCUUGCCAUUAUUGUUGCGGACUCCUUCAAAUUGGGGUUGAAUUAUGCAUCCUCUUCCUCCUACUGAUCAAAAGAGACCAAAGAUCAGAAGGGAUGGUUCAAUUAGGCCAAUCCUCAUCUGAAGAUCAAGUUAGCCAUAGAGUGAAGGGAAAACAAACAGAUAAAUAAUGAAUUGUUUUCCUAUCUUAUUCUGGAAUUGAGGUCUCUUUUUUACAGUUUGCCUUGGGUGGAUUGUUUUAGAGAAGGUAAUAAAUGGAGGCAUUGGCUUUGAUUGUUAUGUGGUGAUUAUGGAAUGACCUUUUAAGAUUUUGGUUGUAAUAUGAUUACUGUGCAGUCAAGACUGUAAUGUAAUUGAUAUGUGGGUUGUCCUUUAUGAGAGGUUGUAUUCUGCCAGUGGUGGUCAUCUAAUUGCAUUUAUUGGGCUAUAGUUACAGUGCAAUUGUGACGAGCGGUAUAUGUAGGUAGGACGCAACUCUUUUGAUCUUGCCAUGUGGCAAAUGAUUGCCUACAAAAAUACAAAUCAAACAUUGUCAUUUUUAGCUUUGAAAUCAGACAAAUAAGAAUCCUUUCUUCUAUAAGGCUCGCAUCAGCCUUGUAUAACUAGUUAUGGAGACAAUAACAGCUAGAAGAAGGCUUGAAUGCCUAAAAGCUGAGACACUUCUUGUGCCUGCCUUGGAAACCACUCUAUACCAACAUGCCCCACAUUUACCCAAAAGCUUCCCACCCUCAUUCCUUCAUCAAGUCAACAAACUGCCUCUCCCAUCUCUCUGUCAUUAGCAAACAAAGUGAACCAGAUGUGCUAAUCACUGUCAUUAGCAAAAAAAAAGUGAACCAAAUGUGCUAAUCAAUUACAAAUAAAAAAUAUAAAGAGGGCUGUAUAAGCCUUAAUCUGCCUCAUUGAAGAGUACUGUUCACAUAGCAGACUGUACUUGAACAAAGACUUGAUUCUAGUCUAUCAAAGGGCAUGCACUCAUGGAAGACGUUUCUGUUUCUGCAGUAGUCACAGUGAAGAAGAAACCUAGAUAUUCUUUUCUUAUAUAUUCUCUCUUUAAAUUUUAAGUAGCUAUGUAGUAGCAUAUUGGUGAUAUCAAGAGAACAAGGGAUAUAAUAAAACAAGAGUUGCAUACAUCACUGCAAUCUCUUGUUCUUUUGUCAUGGUGAUAUUGCAGCUUGCUCUUCCUACUACUUCUUCUGCAAAUCUCCGUCCAAAGCUCCCGAGUCUUGGUGGCAAACAAGUAACUGUUCCUCCUAGCUUGUGUGUAUCCAAUUCACAGCAAUCUGAACAUCCCACUUCAUCGUCUCGCCCUGCAAAUCGUCAGAGUGUUGCAGCGAUAGUGUUUGGAGAUGGAUCAGAGUCUCAGCUAUAUCCGCUGACAAAGAGAAGAUCAGAAGGGGCUGUUCAUAUAGCAGGCAGUUACAGGCUCAUUGAUGCAGUAGUGAGCAACUGCAUUAACAGCAACAUAACCAAGAUAUAUGCUCUCACUCAAUUCAAUUCUACUUCACUCAAUUCCCACCUCUGCAGAGCUUAUUCUGGAGUAGGUCUUGAAGUAGUUGCAGCAUAUCAGAGCCCUGAAGCCAGGGGAUGGUUUCAGGGAACUGCUGAUGCUGUAAGAAGAUGUUUGUGGUUAGUUGAAGAGCACCCAGUGGCUGAGUUUCUUGUCCUUCCUGGCUAUCAUCUCUACAGAAUGGACUAUCAGAAACUCAUCCAGGCCCACCAGCAAAGCAAAGCUGAUAUAACUAUUGUGGCAUUGAGUGCUGAAAUAAGUCGUGAAACCGGUUUUGGCUUUCUAGAAGUCAAUUCUGAAAAUCAAGUUGUUGAGUUUAGCAAGAGGUCAGAAAAGGAGCCAGCAACUAUUAUUUCAGUAAAAAGUCCAAGAAAAUCAAAUGAUAACGGUUACAAAAAGUUGGCAAGUAUGGGGAUCUAUGUGGUCAAGAAAGAGAUAAUGAUAAAGCUUCUAAGGGAGCAUUUCCCCAAGGCAAAUGGAUUUGGAAGUGAAGUAAUACCAGGUGCAAUAUCCAUUGGAAUGAAGGUUGAAGCAUUUGCCUUUGAUGGGUAUUGGGAGGACAUGAGGAACAUUGAAGCAUUCUACCAAGCAAAUAUGGAAAUCACAAAGAAAACAGACGUGGGAUAUAACUUCUAUGAUAGGGAUUCUCCUCUCUACACUUUACCUCGGAAUCUGCCUCCAACUUUAAUAACCGAUGCUGUGAUCACAGAUAGUGUAAUUGGAGAUGGGUGUAUUCUCGAUAGGUGUGAGAUUAGAGGUACAAUAGUUGGUCUGAGGACAAAGAUUGGAGACAGGGCAGUAAUAGAGGAUUCAGUGAUCAUGGGCUCUGAUAUCUACCAACAGGCAGAGGAUGAGCUUAGCAGCGGCAUGAAAGGGACGGGCAAUGACAUCCCAAUUGGAAUUGGGGAAGAUACCCACAUAAGGAAAGCCAUAGUAGACAAGAACGCAAGGAUUGGCAAACAAGUUUUGAUAGUGAAUAGAGACAAUGUGCAAGAAGGGAAUAGAGAGGCUCAUGGAUAUACCAUCAGUGAGGGCAUAGUGGUGGUUCUCAAGGGUGCAGUGAUCCCAGAUGGGAGCAUUCUCUGAGACUUUUCCAUUUGUGAUCAUAUUUCAUUUUUCAGUUCAAAUAAAAGGAAUAUACAUGGAUGUGUAGGUUCAGACUCACAUGUAUAGCAAUAUUUUUUGGGAUACUAAUAAAGUGAUGAAAAAAAUAGUACUGAGAUUUAACAUUUUUGUACUGCUUUUAUGUAUAAGAUUCACAGAGAUUAUUUA